This is a messenger RNA of Phytophthora infestans T30-4, 537 nucleotides long. RefSeq lists its product as uncharacterized. The transcript has 3 exons. Bases 1 to 537 code for a protein of 178 amino acids. NCBI's taxonomy places the organism in Eukaryota, Oomycota, Peronosporomycetes, Peronosporales, Peronosporaceae. The record is from RefSeq and is a predicted model, not a curated record.
AUGAAGCGUGUGCUGGAAGAUGACGAAUAUCUCGCUCCGAGGCAUGUUGCAUACAAUGGGGUGGAAGCUCUCCAAUUAUGCCCGGAUGUAAAGGUGGAAUGUCUUACGAAGCCGAUUGAUGGCAAGGCUGUAGGUGGAGCUAUUAAAACCAGCAAAAAAUCAAUUCAGCUGGAUUUGGAGUUAAUUAUUCCAGCAGGGAGGGCCCGAAUGCGCCAUAUGACCUGUAUCAUUACGGAAACAGAAGAGGACGAGUUCCUGCUAGGAAGGUUGACGCUUGAGGCGCUUGGAAUUUAUGUUGAAGGACUAUUAGCGGUAUUAGCCAAUAAAGAGAUCGAUGAUUUUGAACCUUUCGAGUCAGAAACUCCGGUGAGCUUCAAUCCGCCUGACAAAGGGAGAAUUAUGGGACAGCUCUGUGAGCUAAUUAAUGAAGCUGUCACGAAUGGAUUUCCUGUUGACCGCAAACGACAGAACUGUGCCUAUACGAUGCAAACCUCGAACGUAUACACCAGCAGCGCGAGAAUAGAUGAGGUCAUUUAA